UCAACGCAGCGGCAUAUGUGGCGCAAAUAAUUGCUUUUUGUGCUGUGCGUAAAUCAAAUUAGACGCGCGUGUUUGUCAGUUUGUGGUCUUCCGCAAUGGCAGAGCGCAUAGCAGCAGCAGCUGCGACGGCAGUAAGCGCUGGUGGUCGCCAUUCGCGUAUUAGUCCAACACCAGGACGUGGCAGUAAGGUCGCCUAUACCUUGUGUCCGCGCAUCGAGCCACCGGAUGAGAAGAUGCAGCAAAUGCAGAGACGGACAUCAGCGACGAAGGCGGCAUCAAAUUGUGUUGCCAUACCUAUGUCAUCCAUUCAGACGAACACAAAAGCGAAUUUUGGUGCCGACAAUACGGCUGGCACAUCGGGUGCUGUGCGCUCCGAACCGAUUUCGUUGUCAGCGCUGGAUCGUGACUGCUUUAUUAUACCGGUACAUAGUGUCAGUCGCUUUCUGCCAGCGGGUAUACCGUUACCCGCACCAUCGGCCGAUGGUAAAACCAAUAGUCCACUCAGUAUACUCGAGGUUUCCGAUCCGAAGCUAUGUAUACUCGUACAUUUGAUGAGCCCAUUGGAACCCAUCGAUCCAAUGCUGGAAUCACCAUUAGCACAUCCAUUGCUGAAGCAACGCGCCGUUGCAGCGGAACUCGUAUCGGAGGUGCAGCAGGCGAAUACGGCGGUGGGUGGCAUGCUCUUGGCCAAUAUGGAGAAAAACGCGGACUUCCCAUUCAUCUCUUACUAUUUAAUUAACACUACACAAACGGAUCCAUCGAACUUUUACUCGGGCAUACGCGUUUCAUCCCUGUCGAAAUUCGAGCCGAAAGCACUAAAAUAUACUGCCGCGCACACUCUAGACUUGUACAGCGAAGUGGCUGCCAUAUGCCGUCCGCCUUUGGUAUUGGCGUCCAAUGAAAAUGGUAGUUUCAAGAAGACACAAACGCCAGCAACAGGCUACAUAAUCAGUGUGUUUAAGGUUUUUGAAGGUGAUGAUGGUGAACGCUUCGAGAAAAAUUGGUUGUACUGGACGGGAGCACGAAUGCUAUAUCGUUAUCUGCCGCGCGCCGCUGGUCUACGUCGCAUCGCACUGCACAAAAGUACUUCGCAACGAGGUGAUAAAAUGUAUUUGCUGGUGUGCGAAUGUGCUGACCUGCUCAAGGAUAUCUCUUCAGCUGCCUUUUUGAUUCCUGCACUGCGAGCACGCCUCUGCGGCUACACAGGACUUUACAAGCCAAUACAAGUAUUCUAAGUAAAUAAAUAACAACAAUAAAAUAUUAACAAAGAGGAGUAUAAGGUGAAUUUGAGACGCAAAGACAAAAAAUGUAAACAGCCGCAUGUGAAUAAUAAAUAAAAUAUACAAACACGAAAUUAAAAGGCAAAAGUUUGCACUAAAUUGAGCGAAAAUUAGCAAUAAAAACGCCAAAUCUACAAAAUGAAGUACACACUAACCCGAGGAACACCAUGAUUAUAGCAAAAGUGAAAAUUAAUAGAAAAAAAUGUAGUUUAUAAGUAACAGUAAUAGUAAAUUAGCACCAAAUCCAUGGCAACAAUGAACUGUUUGAAUGAGAAAAGUUGGCAAUAAAGGUACUGUUAAAAGCAUA
Rhagoletis zephyria (snowberry fruit fly) is the source of this 1587-nucleotide messenger RNA. RefSeq lists its product as uncharacterized. The record is from RefSeq and is a predicted model, not a curated record. Lineage: Eukaryota; Metazoa; Arthropoda; Insecta; Diptera; Tephritidae.